This is a messenger RNA of Pimephales promelas (fathead minnow), 2441 nucleotides long. The record is from RefSeq and is a predicted model, not a curated record. Lineage: Eukaryota; Metazoa; Chordata; Actinopteri; Cypriniformes; Leuciscidae.
GGCCCCUUUAAGAAAUAUGACACCGCGCACAUUGAGCAUGCGCACUGCGCAGAAGAGUGAAGCGCGAUAGUAUUUAGAGCUUUGUUUUCCUUCUUCUCUCUCUCUUUCUGUUGUUUCCUUUGACGCUGCUAUGAAUGUUACCGUCGAACACUUUGUGAUCCACUGUAAGUGUAUAUUAUGUUAAAAUUCUUGAUAAUGCAAUUAAAAAGAGAGAAAGACACGAGACAAGAGCUGAAACUUUCACCAGUUGAGGCUGAAAGUGACGCUGUUAACGAUCAUGAAUGAAGAGCAAAUGUGAAAUAUAUGCCGCAUAUUUCCAGUCUGCAGAUCUGGUCCUGUGUGACUGUUAAAGAUGGAGUUCAUUAAAGAGGAGAUUAAAGAGGAGAUGGAGUUUAUUAAAGAGGAGAUGGAGUUUAUUAAAGUGGAAAUUGAAGACAUGACUGAUCCAGAAGCAUCCAGGAUAAAACAUGAAGAUACUGAGGAACAAAUAGACCAGAUGGAAGUGAAGGAGCAAAGACAGAAACUAAAUGACGUGAAGAAACACUGCGACUUCAAAACUCAAGAAACAAAAGCCAAAAAGCUGCACUCCUGCUCUCAGUGUGGAAAGAGUUUCAGUGCAAAAGGAGACCUUAACAGACAUUUGAAAAUUCACACUGGAGAGAAACUGUAUCCAUGCACUCAGUGUGAGAAGAGUUUUACUAAUGCUACAGCUCUCAAGUAUCAUCAGCACGUUCACACUGGAGAAAAACCAUUCAACUGUGAUCAGUGUGGUAAAGAUUUUAUUUCAUCAUCACAACUAAAACGACACCUGAAAAUUCAUUCAGAUGUGAAGCCUUAUGUGUGUUCUCUCUGUGGAAAGAGUUUCAGAGGAAAAGGAGACCUUAACACACACAUGAGAAUUCACACUGGAGAGAAACCGUAUCCAUGCACUCAGUGUGAGAAGAGUUUUACUCGUGCGUCAGCUCUCAGUUAUCAUCUACACGUUCACUCUGGAGAAAAACCAUUCAACUGUGAUCAGUGUGGUAAAGAUUUUAGUUCAUCAUCACAACUAAAACAACACCUGAAAGUUCAUUCAGAUGUGAAGCCUUAUGUGUGUUCUCUCUGUGGAAAGAGUUUUUCAUGGCUGAAAAGUUUUAAACUGCACCAGAAAAUACACAAUGAAGUGAGAGAUCAUGUGUGUUGUGACUGUGGGAAGAGAUUUAUUACAUCUCAUAAUCUGAAACAGCACCGAAGAAUUCAUACUGGAGAAAAACCUUACAAGUGCUCAUACUGUGACAAGAGUUUCACUCAUUCUGGAUCCCUGAAACAACAUGAGCAAGUUCACUCUGGAAAGAAGCCGUACCACUGCUCUGAGUGUGGAAAAGGUUUUACUUCAACAUCAUGUCUCAAAAUACACCUAACUUUUCAUACAGGUGUUAAACCUCACUUGUGUUCUCUCUGUGGAAAGAGUUUCAGAGGAAAAGGAAGCCUUAACACACACAUGAGAAUUCACACUGGAGAGAAACCGUAUCCAUGCACUCAGUGUGAGAAGAGUUUCACUGUAGUAUCAGCUCUCAAGCGUCAUCUGCACGUUCACUCUGGAGAAAAACCAUUCAACUGUGAUCAGUGUGGUAAAGAUUUUAUUUCGUUGUCAAAUCUAAAUUCACACCUGAAAGUUCAUUCAGAUAAGAAGCCUCAUGUGUGUUCUCUCUGUGGAAAGAGUUUUUCAUGGCUGAAUAGUUUUAAACGGCACCAGACAACACAUAAUGAACUGAGAGAUCGUGUGUUGUGACUGUGGGAAGAGCUUAACUAUAUCUAGUCACCUGAAACAGCACCAAAUAAUUCAUACUGGAGAAAAACCUUACAAGUGCUCAUACUGUGACGAGUUUUGUUCAGUCUGGAUCUCUGAUAAACACCGGACGCGAAUAGCACGUCUUUGUUAAAGCCUUACUUUCCAGUUAGACUAAAGAUUAGCUUUCCUUGAGAGAAAGAAGGCAUUAUCUUGAUGUGAUGUUUUGAGACGACUCUCCUGUAUAUAGUUAGAGCCUGGCCAAAUUCAACCUUGGAAAAGCAGUGUGUCGGUGUGUGUGUUGGUCUUUUUGGUUGCAGGUUAAGGAACCACUGCCAUUAUCGGAGAUUGACUGAUUUGUUGUUCUGGACACACUGGCGCCAACAACCCAAAUCUGUGACCUGGAAGGUCAUGACGAGCCUCUGAGUGUCAGCUGCAUAAUCGAUAGAGAUCUGUUUCGUCUAUCUGUAAAUGUGUGGAAAAUUACUGUUUAUCUAUUUCUUGGCCAAUGAGAAUCAUUUAACGUGUAAGCAAUGACGUAGCUUAGACCUUGGAAAUGGUAUAACUGCUGUGAUCUUUGUAACUGGAAGAGAGACGGCCUACGAACUCCUGUGAGAGUCCUGAAGCUGAUGAAACUGCUAACUACAUUAAGUAAAACUUUUUUUUUUUUUUU